UACAUACAAUAUUAUUGAAGAGAGAGAUAAAACUGAAAACCGUGUGUGCGAGAGAGAGAGAGAGAUUGUACAGUAAAUCAAGACUUCGGUACCGCCGUUUCGCGUCUGCUCAAGAAAAUUCCGUUUCACGGCGCGGCAGCGCACAGUAACGGUCGCACGUUCUAUCUAACUGUUACAACGGUUUAUUUUGUAUACGAAUUUACUAUUUUACCUUUAUUUCAUAGUUAAACUUUCGCCGAGCUUUUCAAGAAUAGAGUUUUAUCAAAGAGAUUGAUCUAGUCAUGGCAAAUAGAGGCUCGCUUUCUCAGCAACAAAUCAACGUUUCAGCUGAAGGGCGCGGUGCUGAGGAUGUUUUGUAUAAGGAGCUAUGGAAGGCUUGUGCAGGUCCAUUGGUAGAUGUUCCAAAAAGUGGAGAGAAAGUUUAUUAUUUUCCUCAAGGUCACAUGGAACAAUUGGACGCGUCUACAAAUCAGGAACUGAAUCAGAGGAUAACAAUGUUCAGGUUGCCUUCAAAGAUCCUAUGUCGUGUUUUUAAUGUUCACCUACUGGCUGAGCAAGACACCGAUGAAGUUUAUGUACAAAUAACUUUGAUGCCAGAAGCACGAACCGAGAAUGUAAGUCCUGAUAAGGUUCCUCCCGAGCAAUCGAGACCUGCAGUGCAAUCAUUUUGCAAGGUUUUGACAGCCUCUGAUACCAGCACACAUGGUGGAUUCUCUGUUCUCCGUAGACAUGCUAACGAAUGCCUUCCUCCCUUGGAUAUGAACCUGCAGAUACCAACCCAAGAAUUGGUAGCCAAAGAUUUACAUGGCACUGAAUGGCACUUUAAGCAUAUAUUUAGAGGUCAACCCCGACGGCAUUUGCUUACAACGGGAUGGAGUACAUUCGUUACUUCUAAGAGAUUAGUUGCUGGGGAUUCUUUUGUUUUUUUGAGGGGAGAGAAUCGGGAAUUACGUGUUGGAGUUAGGCGUCAUGCUCGUCAACAGUGCACCAUGCCAUCUUCAGUUAUUUCAAGUCAGAGCAUGCAUCUCGGUGUGCUUGCAACGGCAUCUCAUGCAGUUUCAACACAGACCAUAUUUGUUGUUUAUUACAAGCCAAGAACGAGUCAGUUCAUCGUAGGCCUCGACAAAUAUCAAGAAGCUGUAAAUCACGGUUUCAAAGUUGGCGUGAGAUUCAAGAUGAGAUUUGAGGGAGAAGAUUCUCCCGAGAGAAGGUUCUCUGGUACAAUAGUUGGGGUGGAAGAUAUUUCUCCCCACUGGGAGGAUUCGGACUGGCGAUCAUUGAAGGUUCGGUGGGAUGAACCUGCGUCCAUUCCAAGACCUGAAAGGGUCUCUCCAUGGGAAAUAGAACCCUUUGUGGUGUCAGUUCCCACCACCCCCGCGUUGGUUCAUCCAAUGGGAGUGAAGCAUAAAAGGCUUCGAUCACAAGCUGAAAUUCCAGUUCCUGGCUGGCUUAGUCUUUCAAAGUUCUCUCCAAAUAUGUUUUCUGAAGAAACCGAAGAGAGUAAAAGUGCCUCGGCAUGGCCUAUCUUUUCAAACAAUUCAGCUCAGGAUUCAGGAAAACUGAGCAAUACCCCAAUGUCACAUACAAAUAAUGAGAAGAGAGAGGCCACUGUUGCAACAUGCCGAUUGUUUGGUAUCAAUUUGUCAAGUCCCUGUGGCCGUCAUGAGGAUUUUCCUCCAAAACCAAUUGACAUAUCAAGCGAUAAUGGUGAUGGAUAUGGUCCAAGUGCACUUUCCUCGGUCAAUUCGAAACAAAAAUCGAAGGAUUCCAAAGACCUGAAGAAAGAGCAGUUUCAAGGACACACAAAGGAGGCUCAAAGUAGACACGGUCCCUCCACCAGAAGUCGAACCAAGGUUCAAAUGCAAGGAGUUGCUGUGGGUCGUGCUGUUGACUUGACUGCAUUGAAGGGAUACGAUGAGCUUAUAAGUGAACUUGAAGAGAUCUUUGAAAUAAAAGGGGAACUCCGGCCUCGAAACAAAUGGGAAAUUGUUUUUACAGAUAACGAAGGGGAUAUGAUGCUCAUGGGCGAUGAUCCAUGGCCAGAAUUCUGUAAUAUGGUGCGGAGAAUUUUAAUUUGUUCGACCCAAGACGUGAAGAGUAUGAGAACAGGGAACAAUACUCUUCCUUUGUCUUCUGACAAUGAAGGAACCUUCUUUAACUUGGAAGAAAAUUAAAAUCAAUCUCACCCUUUCUUUUCCAUUUUCCGUCUUUGUUUUUCUUUCAGAGUAAAUAGGAUCUUAUAGAUGAUCGAGGAGACUUGUUUGUUCAUAGCUCGGUUCGAGGAUCCUUUGACUAGAUUUCAUGUAUAACAAGAGUAUGCUAAUUGUGUAUUGUUAGAAUCUGUGUAUGUUAGGUGUGUUCCUGGCUAACAUAAAUGCCAACUUUUCUUACCCUAUGUUUGUAUAUACGAGUGGAUUUAGAAAUUUCAACAUUGAAUCAUGUGAAUUUAUGCAUUUUACUGUGGGAUUUCAGGAUC
Messenger RNA from Olea europaea var. sylvestris, 2476 nucleotides. RefSeq names its product auxin response factor 9-like. The transcript is spliced from 13 exons. Gene Ontology annotation, biological process: regulation of DNA-templated transcription; response to hormone. Gene Ontology annotation, cellular component: nucleus. Gene Ontology annotation, molecular function: protein binding; DNA binding. The coding region runs from base 282 to 2174 and encodes 630 amino acids. The record is from RefSeq and is a predicted model, not a curated record. Lineage: Eukaryota; Viridiplantae; Streptophyta; Magnoliopsida; Lamiales; Oleaceae.